Messenger RNA from Caenorhabditis remanei, 2244 nucleotides. RefSeq lists its product as uncharacterized. Gene Ontology annotation, cellular component: membrane; BBSome. The transcript is spliced from 16 exons. Gene Ontology annotation, molecular function: protein binding. Lineage: Eukaryota; Metazoa; Nematoda; Chromadorea; Rhabditida; Rhabditidae. The coding region runs from base 1 to 2244 and encodes 747 amino acids. Gene Ontology annotation, biological process: cilium assembly. The record is from RefSeq and is a predicted model, not a curated record.
AUGUCUCUCUUUCGGCUUGUAGAAUGGGUUUCUCACGCAGUUCCAAAGGUUUCUACAGUACUGAAUGCUUCCUUUUAUCAAGAACGAGAUCAAUUGAUUGUUGGCGGAGAAGAUGGUCAGAUUAUAAUAUUGGACCCAGGUUGCAGAGAAGACAAUAACCACGUACUUGUUACAACUCAAACAAAAUAUCCUAUUAUGGAAAUGGCAUCAGAUAUUUUUUUGUCGACGAUGGACAGGAUUUUGGCAGUUUUGUCACCUACCAAACUCACUUAUUAUGCAGUUAACUUUGCCAAUCCAGAUGACACUCAUGCUACUCUCGAUGAAAUCUUCUGUCAUUCGUUCACAACUUCUGCGUGGAAUAUGUGUGUAAUUCCAAUCGACGACUCUCCAUCGCAGAUACUUGUUCAGUCGAUCGACUGUAAAUUAUCUCUUUUCCAAGGAGACCAAUGUGUUUUUUCCCUUGUUCCGUUGAGAGCUCUUCAACCAGGACCAAUAGGAUAUUGUCAGACAACACAGACUCUUUUUGUGGCAAACAAUGGAUUCUUGGCAGCGAUUAAAUUCAGUCUCAUGUCGAGUGGAUCACAGAAAAAGAUUAAUUAUGAUUGGUCAUUCAAUCUUGGAGAUACGGCAAUCAAAAUGGAAGUGACUGAAGGAUUGAAACCAACUACAAUUAUUCUUUGUCGUCGUCAUGUUUCUGCAUUCAAUGGAAGUGGUUCAGUUGUUUGGCAGAUACGUUUAGAAGCUGUUGGAAUGGCAAUGUGUCUUUAUAAAUCUCUUCAGAUCAAUAAUACUCAAUUCAAUCGUCUCAUAAUUGCAACAUCCGAUGAUACACUGCUCAUAUUUAAAGACAAUCAAUUAAUAUGGAACUGUAAUGCUCAAAUGUCGCCAGUUUCCUUACUCGUUUGCUCUUAUAACAAAUCAUAUGAAAAUGUGAUCACAAUGAUGGCUUCGAGCGGAAAAAUAGUGAUUGGAUAUCUCGGAACCGAGCCAAGUUUAUAUAAGGUUCCAGAGGAUAAAGUGAUUGUGAAUUAUGCGGAUCGAAUGGAACAAUUGAAAGAAAUUGAAUUGAAAAUCAAAGAAUCAGAUGCUGCUGGAGGGGCAAUCAAGAGAAAAGAAGGGAUUCAGAUGAAAGUAAAUAUUGGAGAAAUUGGAAAAAGAACGAUCGAACCGAAUGCAGCCAACAAUGCCCCGUAUUGCAAUUUGAUGAUUGAUUUCUCUGAACUGCACAACGUCUCGAAACUUCAUAUAAAUGUGAAUUCAGAAUGUGCGAGUCCGUCGAAAACUUUUCAAAUCAAUGUAGGAAGUUCUAAAUCAACUGCAUCCAUUCAAAUCCCAUUUUACGUUGGAUCCAAAACGAGCCCAACCAGCAAUAAAGUCACAAUAACAGCACAUUGCAUGUUCACUCAGAUGAGCGUCACGAAAACCAUCGAACUACCAUUUAAAGUUUUGUUCGAAGAAUCUCAAAUCGAUAGAAAUGCAAAAUAUAAAGUGACAAUUGAUACAGCUGGAGCAGUUAUAGGAUUGGAUAAACUGUUCUCUGAAUUCGAGUCCGAAAACCCACAAGCAAUCGGGUUUUCUCUUCAUGGAUCUGAGAAGACUGUUUCUAUUUUUGCAGCAAAUAAAUCGAACCGGUAUCGUAUCCAAUCUGAGCAUGUUUCUCUUCUCCAAAUUGCUUCGAAAGAAUUAGUGAAAAGAAUUGGAGAAUCAGUUCAAGGAAUGGAAAUUGGAGGAGUUAUUCCGUUUGAAUAUAUCAGAGAAACGUUGGAUGAGAUUCAAGAGCUCGAAACAAAGAAGAAAGAAGAGUCGAAAGUAAUUGAUUGUCGAAUGAAAGAAGUGAGAGCAAUCGAAGGAUUAUCUCUGAAUUCUUGUAAAACUGGAAAUAUGUCAAAUCUCACUGCAAUGGAUGCACUUUUUGACAAGUCUUAUCGAGAGCUUCUUACAUCAAUGGACAACUACAACAACUUCUCAAAUAAAAUUGAAAAUGAAAAAGCUGCGUUGAACUCAUUAUUCCAAUUGGCUGCUGAUUUAUCAAAACUGUCCAGAGUUGAAACUGUUCUCACCAAUAAUUUCUGGACAACCACACAUCAGUCUCUCCGUGAACGCCUUUGUUAUGCCGUUCGAUCGGAUCGUGGAAAUGAAAUGGCUAUGAUUGAGAAACUGUGCGAACACUCUCCAAAAGAAUUACCAAAAAUCAAAGAAGAAGAAGAAGAAGAAGAGGAGAAGGAGGAAUCAAUAGUUGCAUAA